Messenger RNA from Helianthus annuus (common sunflower), 571 nucleotides. RefSeq names its product renalase-like. NCBI's taxonomy places the organism in Eukaryota, Viridiplantae, Streptophyta, Magnoliopsida, Asterales, Asteraceae. The record is from RefSeq and is a predicted model, not a curated record. The transcript has 3 exons. The annotation marks the transcript as partial.
UUUUCAUUUGAGAAUUCAGAAGUACUUAAGUGGGCAAUUUGCGAGAGCAGCAAGCCAGGGCGUUCAACCUCCAGUGAACGGUGGGUAUUGCAUUCUACAGAACAAUAUGCGGAAAGCAUAAUUGCUCGGGCUGGACUUCAAAAGCCUUCAAAUGCAGCAUUAACAGAAAUUGCUGAAGAACUAUUUCAAGAAUUUCAGAGAACUGGACUUGAUAUCUCUCUCCCAUUCUUCAAGAAAGCUCAUAGAUGGGGAAGUGCUUUUCCAGCAACAAGUGUAUCAAAAAAUGAAAAAUGCAUAUGGGAUGCACACAAGAAAUUAGCUAUUUGUGGUGACUUUUGUGUGAGCCCAAAUGUUCAAGGUGCGAUCCUAAGUGGAUUUACUGCUGCUGCAUCUAUAUUUUCUGAAACAGUAAGUCGUUUAUAGCGAUAGUCAAUCGGUCAAACUUAAUUAUUAUUGGUAACUGUCAUCUUCUAUCUGUUGAGUUGGAACUUACAAAUUUGUAUAUUGUAAUUCUUUUAUGUAAUAAUGGCUGUUGUAAUACACAACAGAAAACUUGUACUCUUUAGUGUCA